This is a messenger RNA of Crotalus tigris (Tiger rattlesnake), 8069 nucleotides long. It is a transcript of the gene FMN1, whose product is annotated as formin 1. Gene Ontology annotation, molecular function: actin filament binding; microtubule binding. Lineage: Eukaryota; Metazoa; Chordata; Lepidosauria; Squamata; Viperidae. The record is from RefSeq and is a predicted model, not a curated record. The coding region runs from base 1146 to 4871 and encodes 1241 amino acids. Gene Ontology annotation, cellular component: cytoskeleton; actin filament; cytoplasm. The transcript has 17 exons. Gene Ontology annotation, biological process: cortical actin cytoskeleton organization; actin filament network formation; actin nucleation.
AAGUAAGCUGAAAACUAGCUGCUCCUUCACCUACUUUACACUGUUAAAUUUUACACCAACAACUGUACCUAUCUGGAAUUGGUUCAUGUUGCUUUCGUUCAUAAAAUGGGAAAAUAAGAUCAAUCACAAGCCCUACACUGCAAAGGUAUUCAGAAAUUAAAUAGUUCCAUGUAUACAGUAUAUGUGCAAACACCCAUGUGUAUAUUUGUAUAGGGAAAAGACAGCGGAAAUACAUAUUUCUAAAUGUCCUGGUCUCUCAGAGUUAAUGAAUAUACUCUCUGUUUACUUUGCCCUCCCAUAUAACUUCUAAUCCGUGGGUGUGGUGAAACUGCCUGAUUAAUACCUGUUUGUGGGCCACAGAAAUAGUUGUGCAGAGUUUGAAACACGGUAAUAUGAAACCAGUCCUCUUGGUUGAUGUUCACUUGCUGCAAGCUACAUUUCAGACCAAACCUGCACCAAAGCGGAAGGGUGUUUCUUUUUUUUAUUAUUAUCAUUCAGUUUCAAGGGCAGUACAGUCAGUUAACUUCAACACUUGGAAUUCUCCAGAAGACAAGGCAUGUUUUAGCAAAGAACUUCAAAUAAAUUCCAAUCCAUCAAGAUUUUCCACAUUUCUAAUACAUAGCCGCUCUGAAGAUUCUGCUAAAGCAGCUUUUGACCACAGUGGGGAUCUUUCUGAAAUUUUCUGCUGACAUGAACCGGCACGAGGAAAUAACAAACAGCAAGUACCAGUUGUUCAGUACUAACCUUUAACUCUAUUUUCUAGAAAAUAAAAAGCUUUGGAAUUCACAGAACAGUAAAAAUCAAUGCAACUGUGCCUCGUGCUUUUCAGCCGAUUAGUUUGCAGAUUUGCUCUGACAAAAAAAAGGCCCUUUGUGUAAAAAGUAAGUUCUGUUGCUGCUGAGAAAAUGUGGCAUGCAAGAUGAGUGAAAUCUUCCUAUUUCUUCUGUACUAAAGUUGUAGACGUUGGUAGGAAUUUGCAUUUCAUAAUACUAUGUUCUGGAAAAAUAGUGUAUAAUUUGGAGAAACAGCUUCCCUCCAUAAUGAUUCAAUUUACUUACUGAAUGAAAAAAUAUUUCUUGGAAGUAAUUGUACAGAAAUAAAUAGUUCUUGUUCCAGGAAUAUAUGUGUGUUUUGAUUUGCCCAACAUGGAAAAAGAUUGUGAUUGCGGUAAGCUGCCUAAUCCAGGGAAGGAGAAAGAGACUGAAGCAGGCCAUACUUUAUUUACUAAAUUUUCUAUGAAAGCACUGUUUGGAUUUACAGAUAAAUUAGAACCAGGAACUUCAAAACAGCAAGUAAUUUUAAAAGGGCUUCAAAAUGUCAAUGAGGAUAUUGAUAGCCAUGUGGACAAUAAGGAUGAGAAGAACAGAGUAAAUGAAGAAGCUGAUCCAAAUACUGUUCAUCUGCUUCCAGAAAUGGUGCAGGAAGAAAGUAAUGUUCAGGCUGUUCCAGAAACUGACACAAGAGACAUAUUUGUUUUGGAGGCAGUCUCAGGAAUGGGUGACUGGGCUUCAAAUGACCAUGCAGAAGCUAUUACUGGUGCUUCAAGUGUGCACAGAAUUUAUGCUGGAAACUUUGUUGACUCUGAAGACAAUGACAGCAUACAUAAUACCUCGAUAGACUAUGCUUUUGUUUCAGAUGAUCAUCAGGCUGAUGUUUAUGGCACAAGUGACCUGGAAACACAGCAAAAGGAGCAGAAGGAGCCGUCUCUCUAUUCUAGCCACUCUCCUUUGUGUGAAUUCAGCAAACAAGAUUGUAAGGAUUCCAUUCUUGCUCAGGGUACUUUGGCUCAUACAACAAAUGACACAGAAUUAGACAAUGAGGCUACAGAUGUAGAACCGCAUGGAAAUGUAACAAACUACUCUGUGUUAAAUUGUGCUCUAUCAUUGGAGGAUAAUGAUCAAAAUAAAGAAGACACAGAACUAUAUACAAAAAUGGGUAGUGCUAUAGCAGGGGAUAACACAGAGCUAAUUCUACCAAGUGGCAAAUGGCCUUCAAAAGAAAUGGGUGAUGCAAUACCAGAAAUAUAUUCAAAUUCAAAUGUUAGAACACUAAUCAAGGAAAAUAAUAAUUCAGUUUCUACAGCAAAGGAUAUUCAGGAAUCUGAAGAAGAGCAGGGAUCUCUUUCAAGUAACUGCAGCACUGAUUCUCCUUCAAAGCCAGCAUCAAGUGAAAAGUCCUUCCAGCUCCCAGCCUUCUUUAGUGGAUUACGUGUUCGAAAGAAAGGGUUGACUGAAGAUCCGGAAGAAACUGUCACCGAAAUCAAACAGAAAGACAGUGAUCUAGCUAUGCUCAAAUUAAGACAGCCUGUUAAGAAGUCGAAUCUUGCACCUGACCCGAUAACCAAGAAGAAAAUAUCAGAGCCAAAAGGUUCUCCUACUUUUCUAGAACAGCUUUCUCAGUUGUUAGGGCCUAAAGCUGAGGAGAAAGGUAUUGAUGAAGUAGUACCGACAUCUGGAGAGGUCCAAGAAAGAUCUGUGAGAACAGAUCCAUCUGAAGAAAUGAAACCAAGUCCUGCAGAAUCUGCACUGGAUGCAUUUAAAGCUUUAUUUACACGUCCUCCCAAAAAAGAGACAACUGCUGACACUUCAGAAUUAGAAGCAAUAAAACGUAAAAUGAAACAUGAAAAGGAAACUCUGAUGGCAAUAUUUGAGAGGUCUAAAUCAAAAUCCAGUGAUGGAGCCACAGAAACAAAACCAGCUGAUGUAAUUCUUUCAGAGCAGGAUGACAAGACUCCAGGAAGACUCCAGACUGUCUGGCCACCACUCAAAGCAGAAGAAGAGAAAAUAGGCUUAAAAUAUACAGAAGCAGAGUACCAUGCUGUGAUUUUGCAGUUAAAAAGGGAACAUAAGGAUGAAAUUGAGAAACUAAAAUCUGAGUUUGAACUUGAAGUCUUUCAUAUUCGAGGAGAACACGCUUUAUCAAUAACAAAGCUUGAGGAGCACGUUCUAUAUUUAAAAAAUGAACUGGAAAAUAGGAUAUGCAAGCAAAGUGAAGAAGCAAAGGAUGCCUGUGUAUCCACCGAAGACGACUACCCACCAAAGACAUACAGAAAUGUCUGCAUCCAGACAGACAGAGAAACUUUUAUAAAGCCAAAUGAAGAUGAAACACGGACACCAAAAAAUAAUCAAAAAAUUCCUAAGAAACUUUCUAAACCCUAUGUGAAUAACAGCGUUUUAGCUUCAACUGAUCGUAAGGAAAUAGGCAGUUCUGGCCAAACCUCAGGGAAUGUUUUUUCAAAGUUGGAUCAAACAACGCCACCACCUCCUCCACCACCUCCUCUUCCUGUCUCACUGUCUGAUUCAAUUCCACCACCAUUGCCGACAAGCUUGAGAUCUGCCCAUCCACUGGCGCCACCACCACCACCACCACCACCACCACCACUUCCUUCAGCUUUUGGCGUUCAUCAGCCCUCUCUACCUCCCCCACCAGGGCCACCUCCAACAGGAACAGGGCCUCCUCCACCACCACCUCUGCCACCACUACUGCCACUUGGCUCUAAUUUUUCUUCAAGAAGUCAAGAUCUUCGAAAACCUGCCGUUGAACCCUCUUGUCCCAUGAGGCCGCUCUACUGGAACAGAAUCCAAAUAUCAGAUAGCAGUCAACAGUCAAUGCCAACUCUUUGGGAGUCAUUAGAAGAACCCGACCUUUGUGAUACAAAUGAAUUUGAAUACUUAUUCUCAAAAGAAUCAGCUCAGGAAAGGAAAAAAGCACUAGCUGAGUCUUAUGAAAAGAAAACAAAAACCAAAAAGAUUAUCAAAUUGUUGGAUGGGAAGAGAUCUCAAACUGUAGGAAUUCUAAUAUCCAGUUUACAUCUGGAGAUGAAGGACAUAGAACAAGCUGUACUAAAUAUGGAUGAUUCAGUAGUUGACCUAGAAACAUUGGAAGCACUAUAUGAAAAUAGAGCACAGAAGGAUGAACUGGAAAAAAUAAAGCAACAUUAUGACACUUCAACAGAAGAAGAAGUUAAGCUACUGGACAAACCUGAACAAUUUUUAUAUGAGUUAUCUCAGAUCUCCAACUUUGCGGAACGUGCCCAAUGUAUAAUCUUUCAAUCUGUCUUCAAUGAAGGGAUAAUUGCAGUUCAUCAUAAAGCUGACAUUAUUCAUCAUGUUUGUAAGGAGUUGAUCACAAAGAAAAGUGUGAAAAGUAUUCUAGCUUUGAUUCUGGCUUUUGGAAAUUAUAUGAACGGAGGAAAUCGAACACGUGGUCAGGCAGAUGGCUUUGGCUUGGAAAUACUUCCCAAACUAAAAGAUGUUAAGAGCAAAGAUACAGGAAUCAGCCUUGCAGAUUAUGUUGUAAUUUAUUACCUACGCCAUUGUGAUAAGGAUGCAGGAACAGAAAAGAGUAUCUUUCCAUUGCCUGAGCCCCAGGAUUUCUUCCAGGCAUCGCAAGUAAAAUUUGAAGACCUGAUAAAAGAUUUAAGAAAACUAAAGAGAGAUCUAGAAGGUUGCGAAAAACAAAUGAAAGUUGUUUUCAGAGAAUCAUCUGAAGAACACCUUCAGCCCUUUAAGGAUAAGUUUGAAGAAUUUUUCUCUAAAGCUGUAGAAGAACAUAAGGAAGAGGAAAGUCUCCUGGACAAUGCACAAAAGUGCUUUGAAGAAAUGGUGAGAUAUUAUGGAAUAAAGCCAAAAUCUGGUGAAAAGGAGACCACGCCGAAUUAUGUUUUCAUGGUUUGGUAUGAGUUCUGCAGUGACUUUAAGACUACUUGGAAACGGGAGAACAAAGACAUUUCCAAAGAAAGACUUCGAAUGGCUCAGCAAUCAGUGAGCAAAUUAACUUCAGAAAAGAAAGUGGAAACUAGGAAAAUCAAUCCAACUGCCAGUCUGAAAGAAAGACUACGGCAGAAAGAAGCUAAUGUGACUCCCAACUGAAAGAAGACCCCAGAACAACAACAAAAAAAAAAACAAUGACAGUGUGAGCUUGAUGAUACUACACGUAGCCCCUUCCCUUCGGGAGCACCUUAAUUUAGAUGAAGUUCUGUUUUGCUUUUUUCUUCCGACAAUCCACCAAAGACUUUUCAAUCCCUUGGUUUAUACAAGCAAGGGAAUGCUAAGGAGUUUGUUUACAUGGGAAUUAGGAAGGGUUCCCCAGUAACUGUUUCUUAUGUGUUUGAAACUGAAUGGUUUUCUUAAAAGUGAAGAACGUCUCUAUGCAAAGUGCACUAGUAUGGAAGACAGCAAAUCUGGAUUUUAGGCAGGGAAAUAAAUAGCUUUAUAUCAUCUGCAACAGAUGUAGGGGAUGGUUAAUAUUGAAGAUUUGCUGAAUUGGUUCUGCUUAAAAGAUCUGCUUAAAAUUAUUUGUAUGGCAUUCAAACGAUUAAGUUUAUCUUCUAUAUUUUAUUAUAAUUAUUUUUUUAAGAAGCUCAAUCUAUGAAUAGGAAUAGAAAUACUGUUUUUGCACAUAUGGAGACAGAACUAAUAUCAAAAUGUAUGCUGCACUUGUAUUGACUAAUAUUUUUAGUUUUGUUGCUAUUUUAAUGAUAGAAUGGUAAUAUGAAGAACUUACAUAUCUAGAUGAGGUCCAGAUAGCAGUCUUCAACAAUACAUUAUUUAUAAUCAUUUAAUUGGAUGCUGUACAAAAACUGUUUCCAUUAUUUAUAAUUAAUCUAAACCAAAGUCUAUAUUCUUUAACAGUUAACAUUUUGAUAUAACCAAUGUUUAGAUAUUUCUACAUAAUUCUGUGAGUAUGUAUGUGUCUGGAACAGAGUGUGCACACUUAUAUACAAAUACAUUUUCUACUUACAUUGUGUACAUACAUUAUAUAUAUAUCGCUGCCUAGACUAAGAAGAAAUACAGCAUUGAUCUCCCAUUUUUCAUGCUGUAACAACUUGUAUGAAGGGCAGCUUAGAAUUAAAAUUAUAAUUGAAAUGAAUAAAUAAUAAAAUUAAAAUGCAAUUCAUGUCCUGUAUCAGAAACUAAAUGGUCGCUAAGCAAAGCACAUGACAGAGAAAGAGAUUGCAAAGAUUGCUGGGUUGCUGCGACCUCAUUUAGGUAAAGUUUUGUUGUGCAGCAAUGCCAGCAUUAUUCUCGCACCGGCAUGUGGUGUUGUCCAUUGCAAACAUUUGGGCAUAAGCCCCCAUAUUAGUCAGAAAAUGAUGUUUUUUAAUUUAUUACUACUGACUUAUUUAUAAGCUGCCACUAAACAAGGAAGGGCUGUAAUAAUAAUUAGGUAAAAAUUGCUGAAUACUAAAAAAAUAAUGAAGCAUAGGCCAAAUGGCUGAAGAAAACAUAGACUCAGAAGGUGGUAAUUUUUAUUUUAUUUAUUUAUUAAAGUUGUAUGCUACCUGUCCCACCGAUAAGGCGACUCUGAGUGGCUAUAAUCAGGGUUUUAUGGCUAGAGAUAGCAUCAAAAUAUUUCCCCUCUUUGUCUCAAAGAAAGACGUGCCACUGAAUUUGAGUGGCAUGGUUUUCCAGCUCUUUUACUAUAGGGAACUGUAGAAAGACUGUUGGUAUGUCAUCCUCAUAGCAUCUAUUCAGGUCUAGGACAUUUAAGUGCUGACCAUUAGUUGUGCCCACUCUGCUCCCAGCCAUUCCUUUUUUCCUUUGCCUUUGCCUGAUCAGAAGCAUUUUUGUUCCUCAGAAUGUCCUAUCUUUUAAAGAUAAAAAGAAAGUCCAUUGGUCUUGGCCUUUGAUGAAGCCACAGAAAAUGUGGUGGAUUACAAAAAAAAAUGUAAAAAAAAAAAAAGAACAUUGCCUGCAUGAUAAAUAAAGACCUGGGGAAUGAAUGCAUGGUUAUUCAAUAUAUCUUCUUAAAAGUAAUUAACUAAUUGUAAAGUAAAAAAAUCAAAUAUGCAAUAUGUAACUUCCUUUUUAUCUUUCCACAAUUAAAGAAAAGGGCUCUAAAGUGUAUAUAUUAUGAUUGCCAUUGAAAUAUGACAUUUGUAGAAUAGAUAAACAGUUCCUAAAGGGAACUAUUGUAGAUGUUGGUACUGAACAGUGAAAUUUUAUUUUCCUCUUAGAACAGAAACAUGACGUAUUUUUCUCUGUCAUGAACAGAAAGAAAUAAAAUAAACUGAGAAAAAUAAAAUGGGUUGUAUAAAAUGUAAUAAAGAUUUUUAGUUUUGUGAAAGUUGACUAAAUUAUCAAGUAGUACAUUACACAUGUAAUAAAUUCCAUACUUUGCAAAUUAUUUUAUUUGCCACCUACAAUGCCAAAUCUUUUGCUUCUAAGAUUUGUCAACGUUCAUAAGUUAACAAAAUGCUUCUGAGUCUCUUGGUUGUAAAUUUUCAACUCACAAUCCUAAAAUUCCAAAUUUAGAAGUGGGUAACAUUUGCUUUGUUACAGGAGUUUAAAAAAACAUAACAAUAAAAAUCAAAAACAAUAAAAAGCAAAAACGUAAUUUAUGCUGAGAGGAGAGAGAAAGAGAGAAAAUUAAUGGUUAAUUAAAUUUUAUUUAGUAUAAUUCAGUGCCGUUACUCUUUACUGUGCAAAUAUAAGGCAGCUGGCCAUUUUCAGUUAAAAAAUUAACAUAACUAAAAGAACACCAAACUCUGUUUAUAUUUUGCAACUAAUAGAUGAAAUCCCACAUAAUGUUAUUUUACAAUAUUUUAGAAUGAAUCAGUUUAUUUUGCAAACUGAAAGACAUGUUAUCAUAAUGUGCAUUAUAUAAAUGUCAAUACAGAAGAACAAAAGUAAGAUGUUCAUUCAUAUAAAAGAAAUGAUGUUAUAUGUAUUACUUUCCAUGUUUCACCCAAGUUGUUGGAAUGGAAAAGUAAGAGUAAAGAGGUAUUUUGUAGAAAAGGAAUGUCCUUAUCCAGAAAAUCUAUGUCUUUUAUCUAAACUAAUGAAUAUUUGGAUCAUAUCAUCAAUUGAAUCCAAUAUCUACCCAUGCUAUUUGGGUCUAUUAUUCUACUAAUGUAUAGGUGAAAUACUUUGUCCUGGUUGACUUGGAUUGCUAUGAUGUGCUUUAGAGAAUCUCAGUUUAUAGCUGGAUGAACGAUAUUUCAGUACUAUAAGUUUAUAGGCUUUGGAAACGGUAUAUAUGAAACUAUAUGAGAUACAAAUCAGCUGUUCAGUAAAUAUAGACGUAUAAAUAUACUGAAAAUUGGGGAGUAGAGUAAAAUCCAAAAC